ACAAACACCGAACACAUUUUCUUGGAGUCCAUGCUAAUGCUGGAAAUUUCACGGGUCGACUUGUUGGCUGCAUGCUCGGUGAAGAUGGAAGCAAUGAUCCUGGCGGCCAUCCUGACAGCUCUAGUUUCGCUAUCUAGCGCCCUCACCGACGAACAACUUGCCAGUUUUAUGACGUCAGAUAUGAUCGAGACAAACACGGGUUUGAUGGGAAGCAUUACGAUAGAAACUACGGACGGUUUUCACCACAUCACGAGUAAUGGAGUUCCGGAUCAUUUGACUCCCGAAUAUCCGCGACGAGGGAACCCGAACGAUAUUGUCUUGCAGGAUCACGUGUGGACGAUUCCGGUUAAUCCGGUGGUCGGAACCUCCAAUGUACCACUUCAGCUUGGACCAAUUGGCGUGGCAAUUAAUGGAAUUCCAUUUUUCAAUCCGUACACCAAUACAGGGGAAGAUGCAGUAGAAACGGAAACUUUUGACAAUUGCGAUGGUCAUCCAACGAUGGCUGGGGUCUACCACUAUCACAAGCAGCCCUCGUCAUGCGUAUUCACCAUCGUGGACGGGGAACCAUCGUCCAUCAUCGGUGUGGCAUUAGAUGGGUUCCCGAUCUACGGCCCCAUCGAUGAGAAUGGCAACACGUUAACAUCAGAUGAUCUAGACGAGUGUCAUGGUCGGUAUGUGAACGGGAAGUACAGGUACCACACCACGGCUGAUUUCCCGUAUAUCAUGGGAUGUUACAAGGGGGCUUAUGCGCAAACACUUCGACCUCUGCCAGGGGAAGGAGGUGGCCAGAACCCAGGCGAUUGGAGCGAGGAUGACACUGGAGAAACGACUAUUGUUUCGAAUGAUGGCGGGAAUGGCCAAACGAGUCUGAAAAGUGCAAAAUCAUUGACAGUUUUUGCUUUAUUAACCGCGCUCUUCUAUAAUUUUAUUAACAGAUUGAUGUAAAGAUGGUUGUCAUGAUCCACUGAGAUAAUUAUUAAGAAAAAGUUGUUUUUAUCGAAUGUUAAUAAUUGU
Messenger RNA from Asterias rubens (European starfish), 1014 nucleotides. RefSeq lists its product as uncharacterized. The coding region runs from base 31 to 945 and encodes 304 amino acids. NCBI's taxonomy places the organism in Eukaryota, Metazoa, Echinodermata, Asteroidea, Forcipulatida, Asteriidae. The record is from RefSeq and is a predicted model, not a curated record. The transcript has 3 exons.